AUGGUGAGACCAGUCAUUGCAACAUCAACUGUGAUUCCAAAUCAUUCUGUGCAAGAAUCUUGCUUGAUGAUCGAAUAUGGCAAGCCUUCUGUGCAUAGCGGAAGGAAAAGAGUUGAUCAAAGAAAGCCUUCUUGUCCUGCGAACCGGGAGAGAGAUAUUCUAAAACAAGAUUUGGAGAUGUUUUGGGCUUACCAUAAUUCCACUGGGUUGCAGGAAAAGGUUGAUUUACCUCAUACGAGGAUCAAACGAGUUAUGAAAUCCAAUCCUCAAGUCAAGAUGGUCGGUUGGAAUAGUCCUGUUCUUUUGGCUAAAGCUUGUGACAUUUUCAUUCAGGAGGGUAUGUCGCCACAAGGUGUCGUACAUGGGCAACUGAAUACACCUGCAAAUGUGGAUGUGCCGAAAAUGAAAGCUCCGAUUGAUAUAGACCAAAUUCAGCAGCAAAGUCUUUACAAUCUAACCGCUGAUGAUUUUAUUGAGAUUGGAAAUGAAAAUUGUCUUGGUGGAAGCUGUUAUGGAAGAGAAACUCAGCUGAAAGAUGGAAAAGACAUAUGA
This is a messenger RNA of Camelina sativa (false flax), 552 nucleotides long. Lineage: Eukaryota; Viridiplantae; Streptophyta; Magnoliopsida; Brassicales; Brassicaceae. The record is from RefSeq and is a predicted model, not a curated record.